AUGCCUACGACGGAGUUCAGUUUCGCCGAAAAGUACCGGUACCAGACCGGAUUCGACUCCUAUCUCGAGAGUGAAGCUGUGAAGGGAUCCCUUCCCAUUGGAGCCAAUUCGCCCCAGAAACCGGCGCACGGCUUAUAUGCCGAGAAGCUCUCGGGCACGGCCUUCACGGCCCCACGCCACGAGAACAAGCAGACAUGGCUCUACAGGAUACUCCCGUCCUGCUCCCACCCACCCUUCGAGACCUCAGAGACCAAAGCCGAAGCCGUCGUUGACUUCUCGAAGCUGGAGUACAUCCCUGACCAGCUUAGGUGGGAUCCCUUCGACCAUAACGAGUCCAAAGACCUAGACUUCCUGACGGGUCUACGCCUCGUGGCCGGUGCGGGCGACCCCACGCUCAAGCAAGGGAUCGGGAUCUACAUCUAUGCGGCGGGGAAGAGCAUGGCUGAAAACGCCGCCUUUUACUCCGCCGACGGCGAUCUCUUGAUCGUGGCGCAGGAGGGCGUUUUGGAUAUUCGGACGGAGCAGGGAUGGCUACUCGUGCGCCCUAUGGAGAUUUGCGUCAUCCCACGCGGCGUCAAGUACCAAGUCCACCUGCCCUCGGGCCCCGCGCGUGGCUACGCCCUCGAGCUGUACCAGAACCAUUUCAUCCUCCCCGAGUUGGGCCCCAUCGGCUCCAACGGUCUAGCCAACGCACGAGACUUCCAAGCCCCUGUGGCGUGCUUCAGCGAAGACCACGGCACGACGGCCUCGGACGGGCCCAACGCGUACACCGUCACCGUCAAGUUCAACAACGCGCUCUUCGAGACAAAGCAAGCGCACACGCCCUUCGACGUCGUCGCCUGGCACGGAAACUACUACCCCUUCAAAUACGACCUAGGCCGCUUCAACACCAUCGGGUCCAUUUCCUAUGACCACCCGGACCCCAGCAUCUUCACGGUGCUCUCGGCGCCCUCCGGCCUCCCGGGAACCGCCGUCGCCGACUUCGUCAUCUUCCCGCCCCGCUGGCUCGUGGCGGAGGAUACGUUCCGCCCUCCCUGGUAUCACAGGAACACGAUGAGCGAGUUCAUGGGCCUUAUUCUUGGCGCGUAUGAUGCUAAGCGCGGCGGGAGCGGGGGGUUCGUUCCGGGGGGUGCGAGCUUGCAUAAUGUUAUGAGUGGACAUGGGCCGGAUGAGGCGAGUUAUGAGGGCGCGAGGAAUGCGGAGUUGAAGCCUGCGAAGGUCGGGGAGGGGAGCUGCGCUUUCAUGUUUGAGAGUUGUUUGAUGGUGGGUGUGACGGAGUGGGGGUUGAAGACGUGUAAGAAGGUUCAGAAGGGGUAUAAUGCAGAGAGCUGGGGUGGUGUUAAGGUGCAUUGGAAGAAGCCCGAGGGAGAGUCUGGUAAUGCGCACCUUCUGUAA
Molecule: messenger RNA, 1395 nt
Organism: Scedosporium apiospermum
Lineage: Eukaryota; Fungi; Ascomycota; Sordariomycetes; Microascales; Microascaceae
Product: Homogentisate 1,2-dioxygenase
Exons: 2
Coding region: 1-1395 (464 amino acids)
Biological process (GO): L-phenylalanine catabolic process
Cellular component (GO): cytoplasm
Molecular function (GO): homogentisate 1,2-dioxygenase activity
Source: RefSeq, a predicted model, not a curated record